Messenger RNA from Orbicella faveolata, 1535 nucleotides. RefSeq lists its product as uncharacterized. Lineage: Eukaryota; Metazoa; Cnidaria; Anthozoa; Scleractinia; Merulinidae. The record is from RefSeq and is a predicted model, not a curated record. Gene Ontology annotation, biological process: regulation of transcription by RNA polymerase II. Gene Ontology annotation, molecular function: DNA-binding transcription factor activity, RNA polymerase II-specific. Gene Ontology annotation, cellular component: nucleus.
UUUUCAGGUCGUCUAACGCUUUUGUCUCGCAAAAACUGUAUUCCUCGCAGCCAGACUUGGAUAUUUUCUCCGCAAGUAAUGUGGAAGGAUGGACUACUUGGAGUGUAAUUUUGGACCCUCUUGCACUUGUGAUCAUCGUUCAACCUUAGUCCAUGGGACAACACCUAGCUUUUCAUCACCAGACAGCAGAGGCUGCGAUGUGAUGACUCGUUCAUCCCAGUAUAGCAAGAAAGAACUCAGUGACAGUAUGAUACCCAAGAGGGCAAGAAGUGAAGGUAGCAGAGCUGGAGCCUUUGAUUGCAGAAUGUGCGAAAGGGUGUACCAAACUGAGGAAGAGUUGGAGAAACAUCUGCUCAAUCAUGCUGAACAUCGCCCUUACAAAUGCCCUCAAUGCAACAAAGGAUUCAAACAACCCUGCCAUCUUAAUCAACAUCUGCGAACGCACACAGAUGAACGACCAUUCCCUUGUGAGGUGUGCCGCAAAUCCUUCAAGCAAGCUUGCCAGCUCAAACAACACAUGAGGCUUCACACAGGAGAGAAGCCAUACCACUGUUCGCAGUGCAGUCGCUCAUUCAAGCAAGCCAGCCAAUUAAACCAGCAUGUCCGCCUCCACACUGGUGAGAAGCCCUACAAGUGCAGCCACUGCGACAAGACAUUCACCCAGGCCAGUCAGCUCCGCUCACACAAGAAGACACACGAUCCCAAACCAGAAAGGAAAGCCAUGUCAAGGAAACCGAAGUCUUUGCCACGGGGAGGGGUGGUUUUACCUGCUUUCACCACAAAAGUUUCUACGCAAUCCAUGGUAUAUCCUCAAAAACAACCCAGCUUCAGCCCUCCCUUGAAAAUGGAUCAUCCAACAUUUGGUGGUAAUUUCAAACCUCCACUCCCAUAUGGUGCUGCAGGCGCAAGUUUACAGGUAUGUCACAUGCGAGAAAUCCCGGUUUCCACUAUACCACAUGACUUCACAGUUGGGUAGACUGCAAUAGACUUCUUUCAAUGGACGUACUGUAUUUUAGUGGUUCCAGGCAAAUAAUGUAAUAAUUGCAGGGCUCUAUUCUACAUGUGCACGUACAUUUUGCCAUGCUUGUUUGCUGCAGGUAUCUCUCUCAGCCUUUGGUAAUGAGUUAGUUAACUGUUAGGCAACUGUUAGCACUUUUACUAACAGUACUUGUAGAAUUCAGCCUUGAAUACAGUAACCAUAAUUAUUGUAAGUUGUUAUUAUUAAAUGAUAAAUUAUUACAGCUGUAUGACUCAUUUUAGAAGUCUCAUAGCCAGGAAUAAGAAUGGGCACGCGAGCAUUUAUGAUACUGUUUGAAGGGACAGGGAAUGUAUGGUAUAAACAGUGACACCUAAGGCCAAACAAUGGACUACCAUUGCAAUAUUAGGUUAUUCGAACUUUCAAACGCUAUUGACAGAGGUGCAGAUUGUUGAUAGUCUUAGUGAGAACUGUAAGCAUUGAAGUUGAAGUAAUAUAUCAAACAAAAAAGACAGUCUUUCACCACAUUUCCAGACACCACAAAGAGAGUUGAAAAUAU